This is a messenger RNA of Varroa destructor (honeybee mite), 3457 nucleotides long. RefSeq names its product Minichromosome maintenance 5 (gene Mcm5). The record is from RefSeq and is a predicted model, not a curated record. Gene Ontology annotation, molecular function: DNA replication origin binding; 3'-5' DNA helicase activity; ATP binding. Gene Ontology annotation, cellular component: nucleus; MCM complex. Lineage: Eukaryota; Metazoa; Arthropoda; Arachnida; Mesostigmata; Varroidae. Gene Ontology annotation, biological process: double-strand break repair via break-induced replication; DNA replication; DNA replication initiation.
CGCGCCAUAAGCGGCUGCAGAUUGACGUGGGCCAUUUAAGUUUUGCGGACUUUUAAUAGUCCGGUCCAAAUUAAAUCAAAACCGCAGCUGAGGCUUUGCGUUUUGCAUAAUAAAUCAUUAAACAGUUACUGCUGAGUGUAAAAAUGUCUGGUUUUGACAAUGCCGGUGUAUUCUACUCCGACAAUUUUGGCUCAGAGAGUACGCCCAAUGAACAGCAGGUCAACUACCAGGCCAUCAAAGGGCGAUUUCGUGAGUUUCUUCGCCAGUUUCACGAAGACAAUUUUAACUACCGUUAUCGUGAUCAGCUAAAGCAACACUAUAAUUUGGGUCAGUUCUGGAUCGAAGUGCAGAUUGAGGAUAUUGCAAGCUUCGAUGAAGUUCUUGCCGACAAGUUGGCCAAGCAGCCGGCCGAUCAUAUUGCUUUGUUUGAGGAGGCGGCGACCGAGGUCGCCGAUGAAUUGACCCGGCCACGACCAGAGGGCGAAGAAGAGGUUCGUGACGUGCAGGUGAUGGUUGUAAGCGGAGCCAACCCGGUACAGAUGCGCGACCUCAAAUCCGACGAGGUGGCUACUCUGGUCAAGAUUCCGGGUAUAGUCGUCGCGGCCAGUGGCGUGCGCGCUAAAGCAACUAAAGUGACGCUUCGAUGCCGAAGUUGUCAACAGACCGUGCCAAACAUUCCUCUCAAGGCUGGACUGGACGGUCUCCAACUGCCCAGACGGUGUUCAUCUGCUGAGCAGGCUGCUGCCACCGGCGCGCAGCGUUGCCCCCUUGAUCCCUACUAUAUCGUACCUGACAAAUGCAAGUGCGUCGACUUCCAACUGAUCAAGCUGCAAGAGGCACCAGAGCAGGUGCCCUAUGGAGAGAUGCCUCGUCACCUGCAACUGUAUGCGGACCGGUCCUUGUGCGAACGUGUAGUACCCGGAAAUCGCAUCACAGCUAUUGGCAUCUACAGUUUGCGAAGUGGUUCGGGCGCUAAGCGAGAGGGAGGCAACGAGAAGAAUGUUGGCCUUCGUUUUCCCUAUCUGCGUGUCGUCGGUUUGCUCAUUGACUCGGAGGAAAUGAGUGGCGCUCAGUCGCGCACCUACACACCUGCGGAAGAAGAGAAGUUCCGAAACAUGGCGGCUUCAGACAAUAUCUACGACCGUUUGGCCAAAAGUAUUGCGCCUUCGAUCUUUGGAAGCGACGAUGUCAAAAAGGCUAUUGCAUGUUUGCUUUUUGGAGGCAGUCGUAAAAGGCUUCCUGACGGUCUGACCCGCAGGGGAGACAUUAACGUGCUGCUUCUCGGUGAUCCUGGAACGGCAAAGUCGCAACUGCUUAAAUUUGCUGAGAGAGUAGCCCCAGUUGCGGUGUACACGUCCGGUAAGGGUUCAUCAGCCGCUGGCCUCACUGCAUCGGUAAUUCGCGACCCUCAAACAAGGAACUUUGUCAUGGAAGGUGGAGCUAUGGUACUUGCUGAUGGAGGUGUUGUCUGUAUUGACGAGUUUGACAAAAUGCGCGAAGACGACCGUGUCGCUAUACACGAGGCAAUGGAGCAGCAGACUAUAUCUAUUGCGAAGGCUGGUAUUACGACGACGUUGAAUACACGCUGUGCGGUACUGGCAGCAGCUAAUUCGGUGUUUGGCCGUUGGGAUGACCUAAAGGCCGACGAAAAUAUUAACUUCAUGCCCACGAUUCUGUCGCGUUUCGAUACUAUUUUCAUUGUUAAGGAUUUACACGACUCGGCUAAGGAUAAGACUUUGGCUCGACACGUUAUGGAUAUCCAUUUGAACUCGACGUCAGCGCAACCCACUAAGCCCAAAGACGGAGAACUGGACCUUCAUACACUCAAGCGUUAUAUCGCAUAUUGCCGUGAAAAAUGUGGACCCCGGCUAAGUGCCGAGGCGGCGGAAAAACUUAAACACCGUUACGUAAUCAUGCGCAAUGGGGCCAAAGAACACGAACGCGAAACGGAAAAGAGGUCAUCUAUUCCGAUCACAGUUCGGCAGCUUGAAGCCAUUAUUCGAAUUAGCGAGGCGUUGGCGAAGAUGCAGCUAUUGCCAUUUGCUACCGAACGUCAGGUCGAUGAAGCACUACGGCUCUUCCAGGUGUCCACCCUCGAUGCUGCUAAUUCUGGUGAGCUUCAGGGCGCUGAGGGCUUUACAACUGACGAAGAAUACCAGAUACUUAGUCGUAUCGAGCAGCAGAUCAAGAAGCGAUUUGCUAUUGGAAGUCAGGUGUCGGAGCAGACCAUUAUUCAGGAUUUCACGCGACAAAAGUUCCCAGAACGGUCAAUCUACAAGGUGCUGGCAUUAAUGAUCCGACGAGGGGAAGUUCAGCACCGCAUGCAAAGAAAGAUGUUGUACCGGCUGAAGUAGAAGGAUUAUAAGAUAACAUUUAUGUUAUUAUUAUUGUUAUUAUCAUUUUGGCCAAUCAUGUAUUAGGUAGCCGGUCAAAAAUCACCUCCAAGCUUAGGGGUGAUAUCGGCUAAUAUGUAGAGUAAGGUGGACUAUUAUUUUAUUUCGGCCAUGAAGUGCUGUGCUAUAUUAUAUAUGUAAAUGUGUGCUGUAUAAAUAAAUGUGAUAUCAUGUAUUGAAAUUCAUUGGCGCGGUCUUUUGGACGAUUAAAUCUUGUGUUGAAAGAGGCUAAAGAUCUCUGCUCUAAGUCCCGCCGAUGACAAAACUUGCAUGAACGGAAAAAAAGUUAUUUUACAUUAGAAUUUCUUACAUUUUGAACAUAUAGAAAUUUGUUUUUGAGGAGUAAACUCUGAUUAACACUAAAAGGCCAUUAAAAAACUGAUACUUUUGUUUGUGUUUAGCAUGGCUUGUAUCCUCCUUCGUGACAUUCGCCUUGGUGGAAUGAAAAUGAUAUUGAACAGUAAUGUGCUCUCAUUAUCAAUGAGAUAUUCGUAAUGGCAAUAUAGAUAUUAAACGUUCAGAUCUAACAGGCUGUGCAUUAUGGAAUAAGAUGCCCACGUUGAAACGUUUAGACCGAAAACGUUUGAAAGUAAACGUUUUAUCCCGUCUUGUUUAGACUAUAUAGCGACAAGAAUAGUUUAACAAUAAAUACCAGGUGGAAUAUAGCGUUACUUUCGUUGUAUGGGUUACGGUGAGAUGUUACAGUUUAGAUAUUGAACCAUCUAGGAUUGUAGAGCAUUAUAAAUGCGUAAUUUUCGAAGAAGUCAAUCAGAGUAGAUUCGCUGAGGUCGAACAAAACGACAUUGUCGUUAUAUCGACCCACGUUUCAUACAAUGUAUUUUAUGCGAUGUUUAAUAAAGUUAACUAGAAUCGGGCACAGACUACAACAACUAUAGUUGUUCAUUGUGGGUGUUUUCCAUAAAAAUUUUCUACCACAAUGCAACAAGGUUAGGUUAUUUACGAUGCUAUGGAAGUAUGUAUGUGGAUCAACUAUGCUUGCUUAUUGUGUAUCUCACACAACUAUGUGCAAAAUGGUAAAAUUCUUAUAGUUUCGGUUGAAAUUA